Messenger RNA from Procambarus clarkii (red swamp crayfish), 2388 nucleotides. Its product is annotated as ribosome-binding protein 1-like. The record is from RefSeq and is a predicted model, not a curated record. Lineage: Eukaryota; Metazoa; Arthropoda; Malacostraca; Decapoda; Cambaridae.
AUGGGAGCCUUACACCAGAGCCAUAACAUCAUGGGAGCCUUACACCAGGGCCAUAUCAUCAUGGAAGCCUUACACCAGGGCCAUAACAUCAUGGGAGCCUUACACCAGAGCCAUAACAUCAUGGGAGCCUUACACCAGGGCCAUAUCAUCAUGGGAGCCUUACACCAGGGCCAUAACAUCAUGGGAGCCUUACACCAGGGCCAUAACAUCAUGGGAGCCUUACACCAGGGCCAUAUCAUCAUGGGAGCCUUACACCAGGGCCAUAACAUCAUGGGAGCCUUACACCAGGGCCAUAACAUCAUGGGAGCCUUACACCAGGGCCAUAACAUCAUGGGAGCCUUACACCAGGGCCAUAACAUCAUGGGAGCCUUACACCAGGGCCAUAACAUCAUGGGAGCCUUACACCAGGGCCAUAACAUUAUGGGAGCCUUACACCAGGGCCAUAACAUCAUGGGAGCCUUACACCAGGGCCAUAACAUCAUGGGAGCCUUACACCAGGGCCAUAACAUCAUGGGAGUCUUACACCAGGGCCAUAACAUCAUGGGAGCCUUACACCAGGGCCAUAACAUCAUGGGAGCCUUACACCAGGGCCAUAACAUCAUGGGAGCCUUACACCAGGGCCAUAACAUCAUGGGAGCCUUACACCAGGGCCAUAACAUCAUGGGAGCCUUACACCAGGGCCAUAACAUCAUGGGAGCCUUACACCAGGGCCAUAACAUCAUGGGAGCCUUACACCAGGGCCAUAACAUCAUGGGAACCUCACGCCAGGGCCAUAACAUCAUGGGAGCCUUACACCAGGGCCAUAACAUCAUGGGAGCCUUACACCAGGCCCAUAACAUCAUGGGAGCCUCACACCAGGGCCAUAACAUCAUGGGAGCCUUACACCAGGGCCAUAACAUCAUGGGAACCUCACGCCAGGGCCAUAACAUCAUGGGAGCCUUACACCAGGGCCAUAACAUCAUGGGAGCCUCACACCAGGGCCAUAACAUCAUGGGAGCCUCACACCAGGGCCAUAACAUCAUGGGAGCCUCACACCAGGGCCAUAACAUCAUGGGAGCCUCACACCAGGGCCAUAACAUCAUGGGAGCCUCACACCAGGGCCAUAACAUCAUGGGAGCCUCACACCAGGGCCAUAACAUCAUGGGAGCCUCACACCAGGGCCAUAACAUCAUGGGAGCCUCACACCAGGGCCAUAACAUCAUGGGAGCCUCACACCAGGGCCAUAACAUCAUGGGAGCCUCACACCAGGGCCAUAACAUCAUGGGAGCCUCACACCAGGGCCAUAUCAUGGGAGCCUCACACCAGGGCCAUAACAUCAUGGGAGCCUCACACCAGGGCCAUAUCAUCAUGGGAGCCUCACACCAGGGCCAUAACAUCAUGGGAGCCUUACACCAGGCCCAUAACAUCAUGGGAGCCUUACAUCAGGGCCAUAACAUCAUGGGAGCCUCACACCAGGGCCAUAACAUCAUGGGAGCCUUACACCAGGGCCAUAAUAUCAUGGGAGCCUUACACCAGGGCCAUAACAUCAUGGGAGCCUCACACCAGGGCCAUAACAUCAUGGGAGCCUUACACCAGGGCCAUAACAUCAUGGGAGCCUCACACCAGGGCCAUAACAUCAUGGGAGCCUUACACCAGGGCCAUAACAUCAUGGGAGCCGUACACCAGGGCCAUAACAUCAUGGGAGCCUUACACCAGGGCCAUAACAUCAUGGGAGCCUCACACCAGGGCCAUAACAUCAUGGGAGCCUUACACCAGGCCCAUAACAUCAUGGGAGCCUUACACCAGGGCCAUAACAUCAUGGGAGCCUCACACCAGGGCCAUAACAUCAUGGGAGCCUUACACCAGGGCCAUAAUAUCAUGGGAGCCUUACACCAGGGCCAUAACAUCAUGGGAGCCUCACACCAGGGCCAUAACAUCAUGGGAGCCUUACACCAGGGCCAUAAUAUCAUGGGAGCCUUACACCAGGGCCAUAACAUCAUGGGAGCCUCACACCAGGGCCAUAACAUCAUGGGAGCCUUACACCAGGCCCAUAACAUCAUGGGAGCCUUACACCAGGGCCAUAACAUCAUGGGAGCCUCACACCAGGGCCAUAACAUCAUGGGAGCCUUACACCAGGGCCAUAAUAUCAUGGGAGCCUUACACCAGGGCCAUAACAUCAUGGGAGCCUCACACCAGGGCCAUAACAUCAUGGGAGCCUUACACCAGGGCCAUAACAUCAUGGGAGCCUUACACCAGGGCCAUAACAUCAUGGGAGCCUUACACCAGGGCCAUAACAUCAUGGGAGCCUUACACCAGGGCCAUAACAUCAUGGGAGCCUUACACCAGGGCCAUAACAUCAUGGGAGCCUUACACCAGGGCCAUAACACCAAGACGCCACACCAGAGGUAA